Punica granatum (pomegranate) is the source of this 2452-nucleotide messenger RNA. The record is from RefSeq and is a predicted model, not a curated record. Lineage: Eukaryota; Viridiplantae; Streptophyta; Magnoliopsida; Myrtales; Lythraceae.
CAUGACCCAUUGAUGAUAUUGACAAAAUUAUCACUUGAUCAAUCAAUCUCUCCCAUUGUUCAUCAAAUUACUCUUAAUGAGAGAGAGAGAGAGAGAGAGAGAGAGAGAGGAAAAAUCAGCCCUUGGGAGCUCUCUCUUUGUUGUGUGUGUGGAAGCUUCUUCUCAGCUUUAUAUAUCUACGCACUUGAGGCCCCUGGUAUUGAAUACCUCACCUUUGCUCAACAAGUAGAACUCAUAAUACUUGACCUCCAAAAGCAUUGCUCUUCAACAAACGAUCAUACCUAUAUCCACGAUUUAUCAUCGCCACUUUAGCACCCAACAUAAAGGGAAAAGGUAAAACCCGCUUUUCUUGUGCGGAGGAUACAAAUAUCAAGAAACAUCAUCGUAAGUGGGCGGGAUCGAUCGUGGUGUUUCCAUCAAGAGAUAGUGCAGGCUUGCAAGCAACCACGACCAUAUAGAAUAGACAUCACUCUAUGGCUAGCUAGGUGAGAUAUUAGUACAGGUUUCACUCUCUUUAUUUUGUUUCUCUCCAUCUCCCCCACUUUUUCCAUAAACCGGUUUGUUCUUUGUCAAAACUUUUCUUUUCUAAGUGUCAUAGCCAUUAUUGAACCAAACAAGCUUCACAAAAGCAAAAAGAAAGCUCUUCUCUGCCAUGGCUUCAUCCCUUCUAUUUUCCUUCAACAAUCCUAAUUGCACCCACCCAUCUAUUGAUGAGCUUCCCUUGCCCAAAUACAAUAAUCCCACAAAGCCCAACAACGUCGUCCUCCAUAGAAACAAACCCUUUUUAAUGCCUAGGACGACAAUGGAAAGAAGGUCCCAGUUCAUAUGCUCGGCAUCGAGCGUCUUGAUCAGCCCAGAGGAGCUGGAGGAUGACGAGAGUGAUCAGGAGGAAACUCUCGUUUUCGACGAAGACCUAGACACUCGCAGGGAAGACACGAGGCCACUCAGCCAAGUCUGGCGGGAAAUCCAGGGCUCGAACGACUGGGAAGGUCUGUUGGACCCCAUGAACUCCCAUCUCCGAAGGGAGAUAAUCCGGUAUGGCGAGCUGGCUCAGGCAUGUUAUGAUUCCUUCGACUUCGAUCCCCACUCCAAGUACUGUGGCACGUGCAAGUACCAGGGGUCGGAGUUCUUCGAGAAGCUCGAGAUGGCGCAUCUCGGUUACCAGACGAGCAGGUACCUCUAUGCGACCUCGAACAUCAACCUCCCAAACUUCUUCCAACACUCACGGCUGAGCAAGGUGUGGAGCACGUAUGCUAACUGGAUGGGGUACGUGGCGGUUCUGACCGAUGAGGAAGAGAUCAAGCGGCUGGGUCGGAGGGAUAUUGUGAUUGCCUGGAGAGGCACCGUGACGUACCUCGAGUGGAUCUAUGAUCUUAAGGACAUCCUUCACCCUGCGAAUUUCGGUGAUGACCCCUCGAUCAAAAUUGAGGCCGGUUUCCAUGACUUGUACACCAAGAAAGAAGAUAACUGCCAUUUCUGCUCGUUCUCGGCCAGGGAACAAAUCCUGUCGGAGGUAAAACGCCUGCUCGAUUACUACAGGGGAGAGGAGAUCAGCAUCACGGUCACGGGUCAUAGUCUUGGGGCAGCCCUGGCGAUAAUAAGUGCCUACGACAUUGCAGAGAUGAAGGUUAAUGUCAUGCGCGAUGGGUCCUCGGGGAAGAUGACUACAGUUCCCAUCACCGUCUAUUCCUUCGCCGGUCCUCGGGUCGGCAAUCUCAAGUUCAAGGAGAGGUGUGACGAGCUCGGGGUGAAGGUGCUCAGGGUCGUGAACGUGCACGACAAGGUCCCGACCGUGCCGGGGAUCAUUGCAAACGAGAAGAUGCAAUUCCAAAAGUACUUGGAGGACACCAUAUCAUUCCCAUGGAGCUAUGCACAUGUGGGAGUGGAGCUUGAGUUGGAUCACACUCACUCGCCAUUCCUAAAAUCCACCAUCGACCCAAGCUAUGCUCAUAACCUAGAAGCCCACAUCCACUUAGUGGACGGAUACCACGGGAAGGGACGUAAGUUCCGGCUUGUGACCAAGAGAGACAUCGCGCUCGUUAACAAGAACUGCAAUUUCCUGAAGCCCGAGUAUGGCGUGCCGCCAAACUGGCGGCAAGACGAGAACAAGGGGAUGGUGAGGAACAGCGAUGGGCGGUGGGUGGUGCCGGAGCGGCGGAUAAUCGACGGACACCCACCAGACACGGCCCACCACCUCCAACAAGCGCUCAACGUGGCCACCGAUGAUGGCAUGGGUGGUGGCUUUCCGUUAGAAGCCAUUUGAUACCUUUACAUUAGGACUAACAAAUUAGAGUUUAUCGUUAUUAUCAUAUUCGUGUGAUUAUUGUAAUUAAUUAUAUUCAAAAUACAAUGUACCUGCAUUUAUGCGUACGUACAUGUAUCUGCAUCCCUCUUCUAACCGAGAAGAUGUUUUGUGUAACCGAGAUUAUAUCAAAAGAAACAUAGAAAAUAU